AAAAUGACUGGCCGUGGAAAAGGAGGCAAAGGUCUUGGCAAAGGAGGCGCCAAGCGUCAUCGCAAGGUUCUACGUGAUAACAUUCAGGGAAUCACAAAACCCGCCAUUCGUCGCUUGGCUCGUCGUGGAGGUGUGAAACGAAUCUCCGGAUUGAUCUACGAGGAAACACGAGGAGUGCUGAAAGUGUUCCUGGAAAAUGUUAUCCGGGAUGCUGUCACCUACACUGAGCACGCCAAGCGGAAGACCGUUACGGCGAUGGAUGUCGUGUAUGCUCUAAAGCGUCAGGGACGCACUCUGUACGGUUUUGGUGGGUAAAUUUAACGAGCCACGUGGAUCCGGACGACGGAUAAUUUCAACAAAACGGCCCUUUUCAGGGCCACGAUCUUAUUUAUUUGAAGAGUAGAUACAACUAAGUUUUCUAACAACCCAAUUAGAUGUAAGUGAAAUAGAAGUUUUUGUGUAAUUCAGUUAGCAUGAAAUUCGUUCUCUGGACAUCGUAAACGAAGGGCAAUCGAGAGUUUUGUCAGCAAUCUAAUUUUCCCAUAAAAAUUAUAAUAAAAAUAAGUAAAUGUUCCUUAUUAGUGCUAUUUAGGAUCCACUGUGUAAGAUCGGGCUGUUUUUUAAAUAAAAUAAAUUGUGUAUUCGAUAAA
This is a messenger RNA of Toxorhynchites rutilus septentrionalis, 650 nucleotides long. RefSeq names its product histone H4. Gene Ontology annotation, biological process: nucleosome assembly. Gene Ontology annotation, molecular function: protein heterodimerization activity; DNA binding; structural constituent of chromatin. Lineage: Eukaryota; Metazoa; Arthropoda; Insecta; Diptera; Culicidae. Gene Ontology annotation, cellular component: nucleosome. The transcript has a single exon. The record is from RefSeq and is a predicted model, not a curated record. Bases 4 to 315 code for a protein of 103 amino acids.